AUGCAGAAGCAAACAGCAAUGGAGAAACUUCCCGAUGAUCUGAAAAUAGAGAUCCUUCUUCACCUGCCCGUGAAAUCUCUGCUGCGUUUCAAGUCUGUGUCCAAGUCAUGGCUCUCUCUCAUCUCCGAUCCCUCCUUCGCAAAUCUUCACUUUCAACGAUCUUCCCAACACACCCUUCGAUUCCCUUACAGAAUUCAUCAGCAAAUUCGAUCCAUAGAUCUCAACACAUCUCUUCAUGACGAUUCUGCAACUAUCAAGCUCGAUUCCCCCAUCAACUAUGACGUUAUUUUAACUUCCUGUCGAGGCUUUUUGCUUCUUCUGAACAAGGAAGAAGACGAUCUUCUUCUCUGGAAUCCUUCCACUGGUGAGCACAAACACAUCCCACUUCCUCUUCCAUGGGUUCUCUCUGAGCUUUAUGGCUUCUGUUACGAUGAAUCCACUCAUGACUACUUAAUAGUGCUCGCAUCGUCGUUGUCGUUGUUGUCUCCUUCAGUAUUAGGGUUUUAUGUCUUCUCUGUCAGAACCAAUUCGUGGGAAAAGCUCGCUCUCGAUCAUCAAGUAUUGCAUGUAACCCCUUCUCCAGGGGUUGGUUCUGUUGUAAACGGUGCCAUUCAUUGGUUAGUUUGGUAUCCGCCAUGUCGCGUAAAAAAAAUCCUUGCCUUUGAUAUAAGAACAAGGAGUUUAUUGCAACAAUUGGUAUUAGAGCCUGAUGAUGUUGACUUAGGCGGGUUAUGUUAUCUGCGAGUGUUUGGAGGAUCUCUCGCUCUGAUUGAUAUCACCGACCAUGAAAUUAAGGUGUGGAUGAUGAAAGAGUAUGGAGUGAAAUCAUCUUGGACUAAACUGAUGUCUGUAUCUUCUCUUCGUGGAAUGUGUUUUUCUUAUUGUAAACCGAUAUGCUUGACCAAAAAUGGCCAACUUGUUACAUUACAGCGUAAUUUGGAAUUAUUAAAAUGGAGUGAAGGAGGGGAACUGCUAGAAGUUCGUGACUACGAUGAUUACCAGAACUUUUGGUUGUUGGCUGCUGCAAUUGUAUAUACUGAAACUUUACUCCCACUUUCUUAG
Molecule: messenger RNA, 1062 nt
Organism: Prosopis cineraria
Lineage: Eukaryota; Viridiplantae; Streptophyta; Magnoliopsida; Fabales; Fabaceae
Product: F-box protein CPR1-like
Exons: 1
Coding region: 1-1062 (353 amino acids)
Molecular function (GO): protein binding
Source: RefSeq, a predicted model, not a curated record